GGGUGGCAAUCAAUUGACCUGAUAAUCAGAAGCAUGGCGGCUGAGAAUGGAGAAAUUGAGGUGAAGGAAAUGACGAAGAAGCAGAAGCACAAGGGAAAACAUGACAAACCGAAGCCGUGGGACGAGGACCCAAACAUCGAUCAUUGGAAGAUUGAAAAAUUCGAUCCCUCUUGGAAUGAAAGCGGCAUGCUAGAAGCCAGUUCGUUCUCUACCCUUUUCCCUCAGUACAGAGAAAAAUACUUGCAAGAAGUGUGGCCAAUGGUGAAAUCUGCUUUGAAGGAAUAUGGCGUUGCAUGUGAGUUGAACCUGGUUGAGGGGUCAAUGACUGUUUCAACUACUAGAAAAACUAGGGAUCCCUAUAUCAUUAUCAAAGCGAGGGAUCUCAUUAAGCUUUUAUCAAGAAGUGUUCCAGCACCUCAGGCAAUCAAAAUUCUGAAUGAUGAAAUGCAGUGCGACAUCAUCAAGAUUGGAAACUUGGUCCGCAAUAAGGAGCGAUUUGUUAAACGACGACAGCAUCUUGUGGGUCCAAAUUCUUCCACUUUGAAGGCCCUUGAGAUUUUGACAGGCUGCUACAUCUUAGUUCAGGGAAACACUGUCGCUGCUAUGGGCUCAUUUAAAGGUUUGAAACAAGUAAGAAGGAUUGUGGAAGACUGCAUUCAAAAUAAAAUGCAUCCUGUAUACCAUAUAAAGAUUCUUAUGAUGAAGAAAGAACUUGAAAUGGAUCCUGCACUUAAAAAUGAGAACUGGGACAGGUUCCUUCCCAAGUUUAAGAAGAAAAAUGUCAAACAAAAGAAGGUUAAGAGCAAAGAAAAGAAACCAUAUACACCAUUCCCUCCUCCUCAACCACCUAGUAAGGUUGAUAUGCAGCUGGAGUCAGGAGAAUACUUUUGGAGCAACCAGAAGAAACAAGCGAAGAAGUGGCAAGAGAAACAGGAGAAGCAAGCAGAAAAAACAGCUGAAAACAAAAGAAAACGGGAAGCUGCUUUCAUUCCUCCCGAGGAGCCCAAAGAGCAGAAUGCUGGUACAUCAGAGGAUAAAAAUAAUGAUGUGGCUGCUAUUGCCAUCUCAAUAAAGGCAAAGGCAAAGGAAUUCGGGAAGAAAAAGGCUAUUGAGAAUGUCAAUGCAGAAGAAUAUAUUGCUGCAUCAGGAGAGCUACCUAAGAAAAAGAAAUCAAAGCAUGUUUAGUCUAGAUAUUCAUGCUUAUCAUAGAACGCUUUUAUUAGUUUGGCUUUGCUAAGUUGCAUGCCAUUGUAUACCUUGUUUAUUAUUUUUGUUGAGUUGCAUGCCUUUGUAUUCCUUGUUUA
Messenger RNA from Hevea brasiliensis (rubber tree), 1304 nucleotides. RefSeq names its product KRR1 small subunit processome component homolog. The transcript has 12 exons. Gene Ontology annotation, molecular function: RNA binding. NCBI's taxonomy places the organism in Eukaryota, Viridiplantae, Streptophyta, Magnoliopsida, Malpighiales, Euphorbiaceae. Bases 34 to 1185 code for a protein of 383 amino acids. Gene Ontology annotation, cellular component: small-subunit processome; nucleolus. The record is from RefSeq and is a predicted model, not a curated record.